This is a messenger RNA of Cylicocyclus nassatus, 530 nucleotides long. NCBI's taxonomy places the organism in Eukaryota, Metazoa, Nematoda, Chromadorea, Rhabditida, Strongylidae. The record is from the annotation of a GenBank genome assembly.
AGCGUUCAUGUAUCAAAAGUCGUCAUGUAUAUUCAAAAAGGAGACUUACUGAAUAUCCAUCAAAGCGCCUCAAAACCAAGCCUGUUGUCGUCAUAUUGGUCUAUACACGUGCAAGUGCAAAACUCGGAUCGGCUCGAUGUUGAUGUAAAAAGCUGCUCGCAAUCGUCGCUGCCGGAUGCUUUCGAAGUCAAAUCGAAUUCACUCAGAGGCACGAAAAGUCUGUCAGAUCUUGCAACGGAUAUGACUCAGGAACGGACAUGUUUAUCGUCACGAAAUGUAGCGAUGGCAAUGGAAGAGUCCUGUGCGGCAGCCGCUGGUCCUGACAACCUCACAAAUCGAAUCACAGAAUGGUUGACGACUAUAGAUAUACAGGAGCAGAAGCAAAACGUGUAAACAAGUCUACGUGUUCAUGCUCAGAGCAUGGAAAGAACUACCUUUUCACUGUCCUAUUACUUCUGAAAUGCUGCACCUGCUUUUCUUCAUGUGAGAAAAGCAUUGAAGGCACAAAUAUAAAUCUUUCUUGUACUGAC